Caenorhabditis remanei is the source of this 876-nucleotide messenger RNA. RefSeq lists its product as uncharacterized. Bases 1 to 876 code for a protein of 291 amino acids. The record is from RefSeq and is a predicted model, not a curated record. Gene Ontology annotation, molecular function: [heparan sulfate]-glucosamine 3-sulfotransferase activity. Lineage: Eukaryota; Metazoa; Nematoda; Chromadorea; Rhabditida; Rhabditidae. The transcript has 4 exons.
AUGAAGUACCGACUUCUCCUCAUAUUUCAUUUGAUAGACAUCAUAUCAAGUGGUGUCAUUCCGAAUACUGCCAAAAAACGUUUUCCGGAUGCUAUAAUAGUGGGAGUGAAGAAAUCUGGAACUAGGGCUUUACUGGAGUUCCUUCGAAUAAAUCCACUCAUCAAGGCUCCUGGUCCAGAAGUCCAUUUUUUUGACAAAAACUUCAAUAAAGGAUUAGACUGGUACAGGGAACAAAUGCCGGAAACCAGAAUUGGAGAAGUGACGAUUGAGAAAAGUCCUGCAUAUUUUCAUAGCAAAAUGGCACCGGAGAGGAUAAAGUCGUUGAAUCCAAACACGAAGAUCAUUAUUGUCGUGAGAGAUCCAGUGACAAGAGCUAUUUCUGACUACACUCAAUCUUCAAGCAAGAAAAAACGAGUUGGUCUGAUGCCAAGUUUUGAAACAAUGGCUGUGGGAGACUGUGCAAACUGGUUACGGGCUAACUGUACAACAAAAACCCGGGGAGUGAAUGCAGGAUGGGGAGCUAUCCGUAUUGGAGUAUAUCACAAGCAUAUGAAACGAUGGUUGGAUCAUUUUCCAAUAGAAAAUAUCCACAUUGUUGAUGGAGAGAAACUUAUUUCAAAUCCAGCCGAUGAAAUCAGUGCUACUGAGAAGUUUUUGGGAUUACAACCAGUUGCAAAACCAGAAAACUUCGGAGUGGACCCUAUCAAGAAAUUUCCGUGUCUGAAAAAUGAUGAUGGAAGGCUUCAUUGUUUGGGAAAAACAAAAGGAAGACACCAUCCAGAUGUGGAACCUUCAGUAAUGAGAGCGCUGAAAGAAUUCUAUAACCCUGAAAACAAAAAGUUCUAUCAAAUGAUAAAUCAUUGGUUUGAUUGGUAG